AUGAGCGAACCGCAGAUAGAGGAAGAGCUGCGAGCCAGGCUUGCGGCUGUCGAGCUUCGUGUGCGAAAUGCUUGCGAUCUCAUCCCCAUCCAGCAUUGGGGCUUCGAUGAAUCGAUCAGAAGCCGACUUGAACAAAGAAAGUUUUCAAUUGUUGGACAAAAUAUCUCAAAAGAUGACAAAAAGAAGAUGUCAAAGAAGAGAAAGCAUAAGCUGGCUAAACAAUUAGGCGCUGUUCCUUCAACGGUGAGCCAAGUUCUUGAUUGGAUGAACACACAACCAGGAUUGAAAAACGUCGAAGCAAAGGCGCCUCAACUCAAACCGGCAGCUAAAGCUACUGUAAAUCCCGUGAAAAAGAACGGUAACUCACAGCCAGCAAAAAAGACAGGUUCAUCAAGUUCUGAAGAAGACGACGAUGAUGAUGAAAAGGAAGAAAAACCUUCACUUGCUCAGCCCAUCGUUGAGGAAACAAGUUCAGAUGAAGAAGAAAGCGAUGAAUCUUCAGACGACGAGGAAGAAUCUUCGCUAGCAAAGCAAACAGCCUCAAAGAAAAGAAAAAAUACUGGAGUAAGCGAAGCACUAGAAAGCAAACGUCCUAAAAACGAGGAAUCAAAUGCUUCAUCAAACCCAAUCGAUUCUCGGCAGACGGCAAUUGAGAAGUUGAAAAACAAGCUGGAGUCUUUUAAAGCACAACGUCGCGGAAAGAAAAGCGCUGAGGACUUUGAACAGGCUCGCAAGUUGAAACGCCGUAUGUCUAAAUUGAAGUUGAAACAAAAACGAGUUGAAGAGAAGAAAGCGCCCGAAAAGACUGAGCCAAAAGUUGAUCCACAUGUCAAAAAUGAACAGAAUGCAAAGGCUGCACUGAAGUCAGAAGAAGCUGUUGUGAAUGGCAUCACUUACAGCAAAUUUGAUUUCAUUGUUCGUGAUGACAAAAAGGCUCUAACGAAGCAAGAAAAACGGGAUAAAUUUUCUGGCAAAGACUACAAGCGGUUGAUUGAGAAAGCUGAACGCCGAAAGGAAAAGAUUGAAAGUAUCAGAACUAAAAAUCCUGAGAAAGCUGAACACAUUGAAGAAUCGAUCAAAUGGAACAAGGUUUUGCAACAAGCGGAAGGUCAAAAAGUUCGGGACAACGUUGACAUGUUGAAACGGGCCGCAAAACGGAAAGAAAAGACAAAGGAACGAAGCAAGAAGAAAUGGGAUAAUCGACAGAAGACUGUCGAGGAGAAGCAAACGAAACGUCAAGAUAAACGCGUAUCCAACAUUGAUAAACGAAAAGAAGAUAUCAUGUUGAAUCAAAAGCCUUCCGAUGAUCCUCAACGACUCACGAUGCCAAAUCUUUCACAACCUCCGCCUACACCACUAUUUGUGAUGAAUUUGACAACGAUGGGUAAUGCGAGACCAACAACAUCGUACACGAUGCCGCCUCCAUCAAUGCCAAUACAGUCAAUGUCUCAAAAUUUCGCUAUCCCGCCACCAUUUCAGGGAAUGUACUCUGUGCCACCACCACCGAUUGUUUUCACACAUCAAAUGUUGCCACCACCUCUUGCUGCGCCCCCCCCAUCCCCGCAGCUCACACAAUUCCUCGAAGACAUCAGUGAUGAUGAAGAACCGGAAAAGGAAACGAAAUCGAGAAAAAGACCACUUGAUAAAGAUGAUAAAGUAAAGAAAAAGAAGAGAAAAUCGGAAAAGAUCGAGAAAACGAGCAAAGAGAAAUCCCUUGGCACCACGUUGUUCGCUUUAGCCGAGGAGACACGUUUGAGGCAAGAAAAGCAAAAGAAUACGUUAAAGCCAAGUAGUCCUGAAAUGGAAAAAAUUGAGCCGGAAAAUGCAAAAGUAGUCGAAAAUGAAACGAUUGAGAAGAAGGAUUUCGAAACUGAUGAGAGAAAUCGAGGAAAGGAUACUGAAUUUUGUCGUCUCACCGAAGAGGAUUUCGCGAAUUGGGAUGAUGAUUGGGUGGAGGAGAUGGACAAAUCCGAGGAAAAUAUUGAUAAUGAGAAGCAAGUGAAACCGAAUUUAGAGAGAGCUACUGUCGUGGAUUGGGAACGUUUCUAUACAAUUCUACCGAAUGCAGAGAGUUCCCUAUCGAAACAGAUCUCGGAGAAAUUUCAGCUCGAAGUGCGACAAGCUUGCGCAAUAGAACGCGAGAAACGCGUCGAAGUGCCCAGGCCAGCCUCACCUGCAAUGCACGCAAAAUGCAAAUGCGGUGCCGCGACGGAUGACGAAAGUUCAUCCGAAUCCGAUGAUGACGAGAAAGAGAGCACAUUGAGCACAAGUAUUCAACAAGAGGUGGAGCGCAAACGAAAUCAUCCGGCGAGCGUGUCUCGAGAGAUCGCUUUCAAUGAGACGAAACAGGGAAACGAUGGUCCUUUGUGUCGGUGCUCGAACAAUGCCGCGAAGAAAGGCAUUCGACACGGGUACUUCGCCGGCGAGAAGCCAAUCCCCAAAUGUGGCGGCAACUCUCCAUUGUAUCACUAUUACUUGCGAGCGACUCCGCUCCCAUCGAAUGCCCUUCGAAACGCUGGCCCUCUUGUGCACGAAACGAAACAAUACAAUCUUGAGGGAUUCUCCGUUUAUUUACACGAAAAACUCCCGAAUCGUUUUCCCAAAAUGCCGCUGACCACUUUUGGACCGGAGUACUCGUUUGAGUUGCUCAAAGACGAGGACAAUGUUUGGAUCGGCUCCGUGCAAGAGAUGGAGCUUUUCCGUGGCUAUCUCUUUGAAGACGUGAUGGAAUUGGUUGAUGAGUGGAGGUUUCCGAGCGAAUCCGAUACCGAAACAAAUUGCCCUGUCUAUCAUAUUGCUCCACGAUACGUUCAUCGAGAUAAAACCUCCACCCAUCUCCUGCCGUUGUCCAUUGUCCUAGCGCAUUACACUUGUCGAUUUCAAACGUUCUUGGCGUCGAGUUUACCGCCGAUGGGUGAUGUGAAAACGCAGAAACGUUUGCAAUACGAGCUGAAGGAUAACAUUGUGAUCAAUUCGGUUAUGCGUCCAGCCGCUCUCCGAAUCGAUCGAAUCGAGGGAGUACAAGAAGGAGCAGCACUCACCCUCAAAGUCGUUCAUAUGGCUCAACGACCAACCGCCUACACCCUGCACGGUCGACCCGAGUACCAGAAAACGAUGCGAAAGUUGACGCGAUUGAAAAGAAUGUUCAGAAAUCGGAGAACGAUUCCAACACAGGAAGAGAAAGAUAUGGUGAUGAAAUACGAGAAUGAAAUAGCGAGAUACGACAGUGAGAGCAUUCAACGCAAAGAGACUUUUGUACACCUACCAAUUGCCGGCUAUCGCAAUACGGGCAUUCGAUCCGACAUGAUUCAUCAUGGACUUUUAUUCGUGCUCGCCAUGCAUCACAUUAGAUAUCAUUGGUCAUUGCAGCUUCUCGAAGAGAAAAUGGGCUACCAUUUUCAAGAUCGAAGCCUUGUCGAGUUGGCCUUCACUCAUCCGUCAUUUAGGAAAAAUUUCGGUCAAAACCCGGAUCAUGCUCGUAACGUUUUCGCAAAUUUGGGCAUUCGAAUGAGACCGCAGAUACCGAAUCAUGAAUGGAAUAAGAAAAAUGGAGGAAGGAAGAAAGGAUUGAACUCUCUUCAAUUCACAAUGUCUCGAGAAGGGUCAAAGAAAAUCGAGCAAAGUUUCGUCAAUCACAACGAGAGAUUGGAGUUUUUGGGUGACGCAGUAGUGGAAUUCAUGACCACCGUGCAUCUCUACUUUUGCUUUCCCCGCCUACAAGAGGGUGGUUUAGCGACUUUUCGAACAGCUCUGGUCCAAAAUCGAAAUCUCGCUCAAUUGGCUGGGCGUCUCGGCUUAGACUCGUGGAUGCUGUUCUCGCAUGGACCGGAUCUUUGUCAUGAGGCUGAUAUGAAACACGCGAUGGCAAACGCUUUUGAAGCACUCAUGGCUGCCGUCUUUUUGGAUGGAGGAAUUGAUCAUUGCGAUCGAAUCUUCUCCGAAGUGAUGUUUAGCAAUGAUGAAGUGAUGCGAGAUCGAUGGGUGAAUGUUCCAGAACAUCCGCUUAAAGUUGAGCACCCUGAUGGUGAUCGUCAUCUAAUUGACUCGAUACCAGCGCUGAGAAAGUUGAAGGAAUUCGAGGAUACGAUCGGUCUUCGCUUUGAGCACAUUCGACUACUGGCCAAAGCUUUCACAAGACGAAGCGUGCCAAUGAAUGAUUUAACCAGAGGUCACAAUCAACGCCUCGAGUUCCUCGGAGACUCCGUUCUACAAUUGAUCGUUUCCGAUUUUCUCUACAAACAUUUCCCCGGUCAUCACGAAGGACAUUUAUCUCUGUUGAGAACGUGUUUAGUCUCGAACAGUACUUUGUCAAUAAUCUGCGAUGACCUUUCCCUGACCACUUAUUUGAUCGAACCACCGCGAAGGAGUGCUCGACUUCAGCCGCUUAAAACGAAAGAUAGAGCCGAUCUUGUGGAAGCCUUAAUGGGAGCCAUCUACGUGGAUCGUGGCUGGGACUAUUGCCGGGUGAUUUGCCGGGUUUGCUUCUUUCCUAGGCUCAAGUAUUUCAUUCGAAACGACAAUUGGAACGAUCCGAAAUCUCGGCUGCAACAAGCUUGUUUAGCGUUGAGAGCCCCAGGCGAAGCACCGAUCCCUAUUUAUAAAAAAAUCUCCGAGAAUGGACCAACGAACACGCGACGCUUUGAGGUUACCGUCUCGUUCAAGGGUGAACGCUUGGCAGUGGGUGUGGGAAGCACGGUACAACUGGCCGAGAUGAACGCCGCCGAGAAGGCGCUUGAGAUGCACACCGAACGUUUCCGGCUGAUGACCGAAAAGGGUCGAGUGGUGAGGGGAAUGAAAGUGGAGUUGCCGAAACAACCGCCCGUGUCGCUGAUGGAUUUGAAGCUUGAACCGUUAUUGCCGGAUACAAGUCUCCCUCCACCGUUGCUUCAUUCGCAAAACAUUCAGCCACAACGAUCGCAGAUGAUCACACGGCUUUACCCAAAUGCACAGGUGCCAGUGACGAUCCCAGUGACGAUUCCAGUGACGAUAAACCCAAGAAUGAUAGGAACAAUGCCCCGAAAUUCUCUCAAUUUCAACACUCCUCCGAUGUCACACUUUCCGAUGACUCAACCACCACCUUUACCUCAACACCUUCCACCAAAUCCAGGAAUGUACAGUAAUCCAAAAGGAUCUUCCCAAAAUCCUCGUCAUCCUCAU
Mesorhabditis belari is the source of this 5157-nucleotide messenger RNA. The record is from the annotation of a GenBank genome assembly. NCBI's taxonomy places the organism in Eukaryota, Metazoa, Nematoda, Chromadorea, Rhabditida, Rhabditidae.